AUGAAACCACCUUCCACGAGUAAGUCACACGCUGAACGGAUGAUGAUGAUGAUGAUGAUGGUGUUAGUGGAUUUGUUCUAACGUAUUCAUUGAAGCCGCUCACAGGGUUGCAGCCACGCGGGGUACAACAAUUGACGCAAACAAGGAGUUGAAGAGGAUUUUCGAGUCGACAGAGUACGAUUUUGUUGCAACAUCGACCCCGUUGUCAAUACAGGAAUGGAAGAGACAGAAACUUAGACGGCCAAAAGUUGGCGGUUCUUUGAGGCCUCUGCUGCUGGCGGAAAGACUGCCGUUGGGCAUCUUGUCCGCAAAUGCAAAGCAUCCCCAUCGGCUAGGUAAAAAAAAUGUGCCCGUGCUGGCUGCCCCUCAGAAACCCACGCAGAUACAGCACCCGGUUGACGCGUUGAAAGCAAAGAAGCAGGGGGCCGACUGUCAUGGAAUUCCACUGGCAAGAAAUGGGUCACCACUGGCUGUUUUAUCAACAAGUGCAAAAGACGCGGAUAGUUUCAAGAAUGCGUUUGCAGCAGAAUCGAAGUCGGCCCAGGCUCACACAGCCUCCGUGACAGGGAAUCAUUCACCCGUCGCGAAAGAUAUUAGGACAUUGCAAGGUAGAUUGGAACUGGUUGCUUUAUCAGACAAUCCAGAAGCACCAACUUUUUCCAAAGAAAACGCUUCUGCCUCUGCUCCUGCUCCUGCUCCUGCUCCUGCCACGCAUUUAAGGUCGAAGCACGCCGAAUCAAUAGACGUACCAAGGGAGACUUUGCCAGUCGCUGACGACACUGGGCUUCCACAAGGUAGACCUCUACUAGGUAAAAACGGGCCCAGUGUUUUGAAAAAAAGACCUGCGAGACAGCUGAAAAAAUCGAUUCAGAAACCUCCUGCAGCUUCAUCACGCAAGGUACGUCUGCCCGUCGAGAAACAAAAGAGAAAUACCACCCCUCUGCAGCACCUUCCUGGCUUUGCGAUUCUUACUGCAGGGCUAAUUCAAGCCGAUGCACCUCCUCGCUUGGAACCAAGCAAGGAGGGGCCUCGCGCAAACAAUUUUGCUCAAAUACAUCAAAAGUGUUCGAUUGACUUUGUGCUCAACGCUAGAGAGGCGUCGCCUCCUUCAAGCUCUGGUCAAAAUGUGGCCAUCGCUUGUAAUGAACCAUUGCGCGAUACAACGUUUGAGACCAGCCAGCAGCUGCAAAAUUGGCUUGGGCCGCUUUCGUGCACGCCAGAUAGCGAUCAGGUAGAUCUUGACACCAAUGACGUUGGCGUGGAGACUAGAGUCAAAGAACCCAAAGUUUCGCCAGAUCUGAGUCCACAUAUGCCUUCCGCAAGAGAGGUGGUGGGCUUUUACAAAGGUUUAAAUAGAGAAACAGACUCGUGUGUGGACUUUGUGCGGGAUAGCUUUGUGGAAAUGCCAAAUGCAUCAGAAGAAGUUGUUCAACUAAAGUCUGGAUAUGCAUUUGCGGUGGAUAGUGUCGACCAGACGCGCCUCGAUACUAUUGCAGACCCAGGUGAAAUGAGUCUUAUCUCAUCGCCGCGAUACUGCAGAGAGUCACUCGGAAAAGCACAGGACCCGCGCUGGCUGGGGCCUUUUAAAGGAAUCGGAGUGUUGGAGAACCACCCAGAGCAGUCACACGUAGAAGCACAUACUUGUGCUGGCAAUGGUUCGAGUCAAGAAGCUGAGGUAAAAUUGAAAGGGAAUCAACUCGAGGAGAGGGAGGAGUUGCAGAAAAUGGCCUCAAACAGGAUGCGCAUUGAAAUGCCAGGCACAAAAGCACAUGACGAUGCCUCCUUCCUAGUUGAAACGCUGCCCCUGGUCUCAACUCAGGCUCGUCGUACGAGACGAGGAAGAGGGAGAAGGAACAGCCAUCGGUCGCCAUUCAAAGAUGAAACACUCUCUACCAAUGAGACAACUUUUCCAGAAACUGGCGGCGCGAAUGACCGUACCAACUCCCUGUCUAGCGUGUCCACUUUAAAAGAGCCUGAAACUACUGACGAUCAUCAUGAUGGCACUUUAUCAUUACAGCAUCUGCAAGCGAGCAAACCAAACGUGGCAACGUGUUUACAACAUCCCCCGUGCAAAGAUUGUCUUGAUUUACUACGCUAUGAUCGUCGCUACGUGCGAGUCAAUGGGCACCUGGCCCUAUUAUUCAAUGGUGUCAAACCUUAA
Messenger RNA from Lodderomyces beijingensis, 2161 nucleotides. The record is from the annotation of a GenBank genome assembly. Lineage: Eukaryota; Fungi; Ascomycota; Pichiomycetes; Serinales; Debaryomycetaceae.